Molecule: messenger RNA, 1767 nt
Organism: Caenorhabditis briggsae
Lineage: Eukaryota; Metazoa; Nematoda; Chromadorea; Rhabditida; Rhabditidae
Exons: 6
Coding region: 1-1767 (588 amino acids)
Source: RefSeq, a predicted model, not a curated record
AUGUCGCUAUCGGAACUAUCCGUUCUGUCUGCUGAGACUGCUAUCAGUUUCCACGAAAUGGACUUGGAACUUUUGAAAGAAAGUCAGAAGACGGCAAAUCAGGAAGACGUCAGAAUGUCUGUUGGAGAAGAAGCAAAAACUGAAGCGAUCCAAGAAACUGUCGUUUUUGUGGCUGUUGACGAUCAAAACCUUAAAAAUGGACCAACACAAGAUACUUUCGUAUUUGAGAAGUUGUUAUUCUGUGUGAAGCAAGUGAUCGAAUAUGGAUUUCGUCAUGUCUAUCUCUCGGUUCAAUCUACAACACCUGCUGAAUGGCAACUUUUGGUUCAACUUAGAAUCAAGACUGGAUGUGAAUCUCAUAUUCUUAACGUUGUCGACAAAGAUGUUUACAAAUUCGAUGGCUUCUCCUAUCCUCUUAAUGUAGAAGUUCAGACAAACGAUGUCAAGUUUUUGAAGUUCGAAAUGCGAGUGUUGAAUAUGAUGUAUUUAGACCUUCCGACAUUCCAAGAGGGCGACGAAGUCAUUGAAUUUGACGAUGGUUCCCGUAUUCGUGUCCACGCCAACAUCCUUGCGCUUCUUUCUGAUUUCAUGAGCAAAGCAGAAAAAGAAUACGCAUCUCGUUCCGACUGCCCAGCCAUCAGAGCCACGUCUUCUGAAAAAGAAGCAUUUCUGGAGCUUCUCUAUCAAGCAUAUCCAACACGUCGUGUAAUUUAUGCCUCAUUCCGUCGUUUGACAGCUGGAGCAGUUGGAUACAAAUGCGAUAAUUUGAUCUACCAUUUGUCGAAACAUCUCAUUGAAUACAACUACAGACCCAUGACAUUCCUUCAACGCUUCCAAGCAGCCAUCGAAAAUCGUUUGGAGCCUGCAAUCCGUGAGCUCGCAUUCCAAGCUGCUCUAAAUGGAACGUGGAAUCGAAUGAUUCAAUCUGGGUUUGAGCCUGAAAACUUUUGUGGAAGACAAGUCUACACUCAGAUUGUAUGCCCAGCAAUUUUGAAAGCAAGAACUGCAAAACCAGAUGCAACGACUCUCCAAGCACCAACUCAGAAGUUGAACUUCAUUGAGCUAGAGGCCGGAGAUACCACCAAAUCAGCUAUCCUAUUCCGUGGUACCUCUUUCUACAUCAACAGUGGUCUUCUGGCAGCCCACGGAAAAGAAAUGUUGUGCAUCGGACAGAAUGGAGAGUAUAUUGCUCGUUAUACUCCAGAAUUUCAUCGUGAAUGUGCCAGAGGAGAUUUAAUACCUGGAGAAGUUCUUAUCCAACUCCUUGCCUAUAUGCAUCCAAUGGGAGAUGUCCCUCAUCCAGAUAUGAUUCGCGCAUGCAUAGUGUUUGCUCACGAUCACGGAUGGAAUGUGAUAAAAGAGAACUUGGAGCUGGAGUUUGAACCACCAAUCACUCCAGAUGAAUACAUGUCACAAUUGGUGUUUGGAGAUAAAUUCGAUCUGAAAAACUUGCUACGUGUCAAUAUCCAAAGAGCCGAGUCUAGCUGCCGGGAACUUGCUGAAGUUUUGGAGAAACACGGAAAACUUAAAAUAUUGAAGGAUCGUACUCGUGAAGGAAUCAUGGACAGAAUGUGCAGUGGGUGGGGACUUAAUCCGAUGGUCAACCGUUUGUCUACAAGAUUUCCAACCACAUUCCAUCAUCGUACAGUGAAUUUGCAACGUGGAAAAGCAGUCGUCGUUGGAGAAGGAAGAGCCAUUGACACAUUGAAUUCUCUGGCAUCAGAACAUGCGUUCGGAGAGAUAAAUGAGCUGAUUGUACUUGACUAA